UUAGCCUCAGGUAAAAAAAAAGAAACAGUCCAGGCUAGCGAAGGAAAACCUAAUUGCUGUCAUUGGGAGUGCUGGCUCACAUAUCCUCCUCUUCACCAGGCUUGACCUCUCAUCUGACCUGUAAUCACAACGACUCAUUAAAGAAGGAACUAGCACCUUGCCCUUACAAACAGAAAGUGGUCUUAGAAACAAUGUCCCUCCCCUUUGAGAAAAUGACCAGCAAGAAACAGGCCUACAGAAUCUGGGACAUCUACCAGAAGACCUUUUACCUGAGGAACAACCAACUUGUGGCUGGCUACUUGCAAGGCCCGAAUACUAACCUGGAAGAGAAAAUUGACAUGGUUUCCAUUGAACCUCAUUCUGUACUUUUGGGGAUCCAUGAUGGGAGCCUGUGCCUGGCCUGUGUCAAAUCUGGUGAUACAGUCCAGCUCCAGUUGGAGGCAGUGAACAUCACAGACCUGGACAAGGAUAGAAAUGAGUCCAAGCGCUUCACCUUCAUCAAGUCUGAAAAUGGUUCCACCUGCAGCUUUGAAUCUGCUGCCUGCCCUGGCUGGUUCCUCUGCACCCAGGCGGACCCUGACAGGCCAGUCAGCCUUUCCAACACUCAAACGGAGGCCAUCAUCACCAAAUUCUACUUCCAGAAGGAAUAGCUCCAAGAAGACUGCCUAUCUUCAUUCCUACCCUAUACUGUCUCCCUUCCUUGCUGGCCUUCCCCAGCAAGGAAGACCUUCCCUCACUCCUGGGUCUAGAAAUCCCCAUCUUUUUUCCAUUGCUGGCCACCCAAGGUAGCAGUGCCAUGGGUACUGUCAUCUCUGAGCCAGCCCAUUGAGGAAUAAGUGUUGGACUGGAAAUCAGGAGACUUGGGUCCCUGCCUUGCCACUUUUUACUUAUGUGACCUUGGACAGGUAACUUCACUUUUCUAAAUCUCAGUUUCACCAUCUGUAAAAUGACUAGGUUGGAGGAAAUAACCUCUGAGAUCUCCUGCAGCUCCAAAGUUAAUCUGGUUCUAAGCUCAGCUAACAAUGUGUUACCCGAUUUUCCUUUCUCUGGAUCUCAGGGUCCCCUGUCCAUUCCUCAGGGAAAGCAAGCCUGCCCCACCAAGGAAUAGCAACCCAGGAGAACAUUAGGAAAUGAUAAAGGCUCAGAUCUGUGAACUGGGCAUUUUGGUUUUUGGGGGGUUUUUGUAUGUCUUGUGACAUCCUACAUCAUGCUCCAAUAAAUCGUUGUGUCGGCUCUGCUAUAUAAAUUUCUUCCCCGUCUUAGGGCAAAGAGCGUAUGAGGAAGACACUGAGGUGGGCCAUACCCAAUUCCCAACACACUUAGUGGCUUUGCAUAUUUCCCUUUCUGUUCCAACCCUCAGUUUCUCCUAGAUAAAAAAACGGAGUUAAAGCUCUCUAGGGGAAUUAAGGUUGCAGUGUUCUGGAGACAAUGGAAAAACCAUAGUCAGUGUUGUAGGCCUAACAUGAUACCGAAUGACUCCCAAAAAACACAUUCUACUUUGAGCAAAAAGGGCAGAAGAGGGGCAUGCUAUAAAGGUCUGAGGACUAUUAAUAAUCAGUGUCUUCCAUUUCUUGGGGUUGGGAAGACGUAUUCAGACAGAGGUACUACAGCCACAUUGAGGGAUCCCUGACAUAGGAUGGGUCCCAAGUCACAAAGAAGGUACUUUAUCAGCCC
Molecule: messenger RNA, 1674 nt
Organism: Phascolarctos cinereus (koala)
Lineage: Eukaryota; Metazoa; Chordata; Mammalia; Diprotodontia; Phascolarctidae
Gene: IL1RN
Product: interleukin 1 receptor antagonist
Biological process (GO): inflammatory response to antigenic stimulus; negative regulation of interleukin-1-mediated signaling pathway
Molecular function (GO): interleukin-1 receptor antagonist activity; interleukin-1 receptor binding; cytokine activity
Source: RefSeq, a predicted model, not a curated record